This is a messenger RNA of Orussus abietinus, 1393 nucleotides long. RefSeq lists its product as uncharacterized. Gene Ontology annotation, cellular component: membrane. The record is from RefSeq and is a predicted model, not a curated record. Bases 387 to 1253 code for a protein of 288 amino acids. The transcript is spliced from 7 exons. NCBI's taxonomy places the organism in Eukaryota, Metazoa, Arthropoda, Insecta, Hymenoptera, Orussidae.
AUACCUGCUCGAGGCAGUGCAUCCCCACCUGGUCGGAGCUCCUCCGGUUUUCGACCGGUGGGUUCUGCUUUUCUCCUCGGCACUCGAGCCCGUCAGUACCGCGGCGAGACCGGUGUGCAGCGCGCUCGGCUCGCCUUCACUCGUGUCAAACAUCUCGGCGUCGGUUAGCGGUAAUUCCGGUAAUUCUUUCGAAAGGCCCGCCGGGACCUGGAGGCCCGUAACCUCUGUUUAACACCCAAGGUACGCGCAUUGUCCAGUCGAAUUAUCCGCGUGCGGCAUACCUGAAAAAUCGAGAGAGAGUCGCAGAUGCUGGCGAGUCGCGAACGCCGCUCUUCGUCGCCGCAUAACCCGUGCUAGUUGCUCCCGUGAGGAGAUUCACCCUCGAGAUGCCCUGCUCGGCGGUUACCCUGUCCUUGGCCACCAUAACCGGCAUCAUAGCGACCACUCUUCUGGCCAUCGCCUUCACCACGGACAACUGGCUCUACACCGAGGUGAAGCGCGCGCAAAUUCAGCAAUAUGCGGCCAAGCAUCCGGAUCAAAGUCACGUGGUCGAGCAGAUGAACACUAAAUAUUUCUUCUACACCAGGACGCAGGGUCUCUUCAGGAUAUGCUAUCCGAAGGAACGACCACCAACGGUCGAGACGUACUUGAGCCCCGUGGAGACGCAUUGCAUGAACAUCGACUACUUCAUCCCCGACGAGGAGAACCAGACCAGAGGGUUCUCGGACGACGCCAUGGCGCGAUUACAUAUGGGUCGCUCGGUGAUCGCGCUCUUCGUGGUGAGCUUCCUGGCGAUCUUCUCCGCCUUCUGGACCGGCGUGGUGGGAUGCUGGCGGAGAUCACCCGGGAACAUCACGGCAACGGCGAUUUUGAUGCUGCUCGCAUGUCUCCUCAGCGCCGGAGCCAUGGGCCUUUGGCACGGGGUUGAGUACUACGAGAAGGAGAAAGUCGUCGGCGAAGAGUACUACCAGCAAUGGAGCAACGUCCUGAAGGACAAUGCCGCUCAGUGGUACGACUGGUCGUUCUACCUGGCCUGGCUUGGCGUCGCCACGUGUCUCGGCACGAUGACGCUCUUCGUGAUCGCGGCCACCUGCUUGAGAAAGGAACGGGCCCGCGAACAGGCCCAAAACAUUCAAUACAUCAUGCCAGUGUAUCCUCAGAAGCAACAGUACGCUUAUGCCGGAUAUCCGGCACCAGCAGCGUAUCCAGGACCGUACUACCACGGUUCUCAGUACGGACCUUAUAAUUACUGAAGACACGACAAGGCAUCUCAAUAAAUUCGAAUUCGACUCAAUACCGACCUCGUUCCGAUUGCGCGUCGAGGAAACAAUCGGCAAGGACCUUAAUCGCGCGACUAGUUUUCCAGAGUGCGUAUGAAUUUUCGAUUUCUCUC